AUGUCAAAUCCAUGGACAAAUCUAUUGGGGACCAAAUUGAGUGCCGAAUCUCUCAGCAGCCGCGGACUCGAUCUUCAAUGGGCAACCAGAGUUGACCUCAAGGAUUGUACCAUUUAUAACUUUUACAAAGAUGGAUUUAGCAUUGUCUUAAUUGACGAUCAAAUCGAUAGCAUUGACUUCUUUUUGAGAAAUCGUUCGUUCACACCGUGCAAGUUGCCUCUUCCAGGAGGAAUCUCUCCAGAAGACACAGGGUCACAGCUUGUGGAAAAGCUCGGGGAGCCAAUGGAAAAGGGAGGCGGAAACUCUACGGGAAUAGAUAUCUGGCUACGCUGGAAAGGUAUCCAGGUGGAACUCGGAGAUAGAAGUUGGGAUACAGCUAAAGAUGCACCUAUAAAAUCGAUCACCAUAUUCAAGUGA
Ogataea philodendri is the source of this 417-nucleotide messenger RNA. RefSeq lists its product as uncharacterized. The record is from RefSeq and is a predicted model, not a curated record. The transcript has a single exon. The coding region runs from base 1 to 417 and encodes 138 amino acids. NCBI's taxonomy places the organism in Eukaryota, Fungi, Ascomycota, Pichiomycetes, Pichiales, Pichiaceae.